Molecule: messenger RNA, 991 nt
Organism: Brachypodium distachyon (stiff brome)
Lineage: Eukaryota; Viridiplantae; Streptophyta; Magnoliopsida; Poales; Poaceae
Product: receptor-like protein EIX2
Exons: 1
Coding region: 38-766 (242 amino acids)
Molecular function (GO): protein binding
Source: RefSeq, a predicted model, not a curated record
AAUAUGGUAAAUAUGAUGGCACAGUUAUUUUGCAUAAAUGGAGAGCCCGAGGGGAUCUGUUAGCGGGACCGGUCUGAAUACAUAUGUAACCCAAGGUCCUGGUGACAGCGUGUACAGUCAGAACUUCUGGUUGAUCACAAAAGGCCAAGAGAGAUUAUAUACAGGACAAAUCCUAUACAUGGUAAAUCUUGAUUUGUCAUGUAACAAUAUUACAGGAGAGAUUCCUGAGGAGAUCGGCACUCUUGUGGCACUUAAGAGCCUGAACUUAUCAUGGAAUGCUUUUACUAACAAAAUUCCUGAAAAGAUUGGUGCCUUGGUACAAGUGGAGUCCCUCGACUUGUCACACAAUGUUUUGUCGGGUGAAAUUCCUACGAGCUUAUCGGCUCUCACAUCUCUGAGUCGCUUGAAUCUGUCCUACAACAUUCUGACGGGACAGAUACCAUCUGGAAACCAACUGCAAACACUUGAGGACCCAGAAUCUAUUUAUGUUGGCAACCCAGGUCUUUGUGGUCCUCCUCUCUCCAAGACAUGUUCAACGACUGUGUUGAUUCCAUCUCCUCUAGAAGAUCAUGAAGACGCAAGGGAUAUGGCCUUUAUCCUCGUCAUGAGUUCUGGGUAUGCGAUGGGUCUGUGGAUAGUCUUUUGCACCCUCUUGUUCAAGAGGAAAUGGAGAAUUUGCUGGUUCUCGUUCUAUGACAGCUUGCGCGAUUGGGCUUAUGUGCAAGUGGCCGUUACCUGGGCUUACUGGAGAAGAAAAGAUGGAUAGAAGCUAAUAUCAUCAUCAACACUUCUUGCUAUGCUACCAUGAGCGCGUAUUUAUCAUGUAUCGAUCUUAUUUGAGUAUUGUACAAGUGUAUUGAUAAAUAUGUACUUAAGGCACAUGUAUCCAAUCGACUGCAUGUGAUUGGCAGCCUUUGCUAUGUAGUAGUACAAGUUUAUACAAAAUGAAUAAGGUCGAGGCUGCACAGUUUGGCCUACUCUUUUUGGUCGU